This is a messenger RNA of Diplodia corticola, 2175 nucleotides long. RefSeq names its product gpi transamidase component pig-u. The transcript has 8 exons. Gene Ontology annotation, biological process: attachment of GPI anchor to protein; protein localization to cell surface. NCBI's taxonomy places the organism in Eukaryota, Fungi, Ascomycota, Dothideomycetes, Botryosphaeriales, Botryosphaeriaceae. Gene Ontology annotation, cellular component: membrane; GPI-anchor transamidase complex. The record is from RefSeq and is a predicted model, not a curated record. The coding region runs from base 1 to 2175 and encodes 724 amino acids.
AUGGCUCUCGACAAGCAAAAGGCCCUGCUCUUCGGCAUCGCCGCAGCUCUGCGCCUGUUUCUCUUCGUCGCCUUCCCCUCGCUCCCCAACUUGCUCACCGAUCGUGUCGAGAUCUCCACUCCCGUCACCAGCUUCAAGCGCCUGCAGGAGGGUCUCUUUCUUUACAAGCACAAUGUGUCCCCCUACGACGGCGGCGUCUUCCAUCAGGCUCCGCUCCUGCUCCCGCUAUUCUCGCUGCUGCCUGACAUCUACGUCUUUCCGCUAGCCACCAAUCUGGUAUACAUUGCCGUGGACUUGCUCAGUGCCAAUGCCCUGAUGCGCAUUGCCGAGACGGGAGAGAAUGUGUCGUCGCGCCUCUUCACGUCGCCGCGGAAGGGCCUCCACUGGGGUGGCUUGGCGGUUGCCGCCGGCUACCUGUUCAAUCCUUUCAUCAUGGCGACCAUGCUUGGCCGCCCGACGUCGGCCAUCACGUCGCUGCUCCUCUUGACCUCGAUGGCGAGUGCUACGCGCGGUCGGCCGUUUACCUUCGUCCUCGCCAUAUCGCUCGCGUCGUACCUGUCGCUGUACCCGCUCCUCCUGUUCCCGCCGCUGCUCCUCUUGUGCUACGAUGCCGAAAGCCGACGCGCCAAGCCGGACAAGGCGCCCACGCCGCUGGUCUUCGCGCUUUUCCACACUGCAGAUCUCGUCUUCACGGUUGGGGCGCUGUUGUUCUUGUCGCGUCUGCUCAUGGGUAGCUGGGAGUUUAUUCCCUCGACCUACGGUGUUCACCUUCUGCUACCAGACCUCACGCCGAACGUCGGGCUGUGGUGGUACUUUUUUAUUGAAAUGUUCGACUCGUUCAGAGAGUUUUUCCUGGGCGUCUUCUGGCUUCACAUGUCGGCCUACGUUGGCGGACUGAGUUUCCGCAUCCGCAGCCAACCGCUAUACGUGGUGGUGGCGCUGCUUGGCAUAUUCGCCGUAUUCAUGCCAUACCCCAGCAUCGCCGAGACGGGGCUGUUUUUGAGUCUACUUCCUCUUUACAUUCAUGUCUUUCCACUGACGCGCUACGUCUUCCUCGCAUGCGCAGCGCUGCUGUACGCCAGCUUCUUAGGGCCGGCAUUCUACUACCUCUGGAUCUAUGCUGGUUCCGGCAACGCCAACUUCUUCUAUGCCAUCACGCUGGUGUGGAGUCUCGGGUUGACUCUGAUUGUCGCCGAUGUUACGUUUGCAGUGCUUCGCGAUGAGUGGGAGGCAGAACGGCCGGAGAUGAGGGGCAAGGAGACACAGGUGAGGGUGUUGUUUCAGCACACGUGCGCGGUUGUCAGGGUCCAGGACACGGGCGAGGCCAAGCUUAAAUGGCCCACCCUCCCCGGCUGCACUCUCGACCUUUACCUCAACACCAGCUCUUUGCAACACCUUUCUGUGGCUGCAAUCUCAGCGGACCUGCAACGCUUCUCUGGACACUUCAUCCUAUCCCACUCCAGCUCCAAGCCGGACUCCAACCUCACCUUUCGCACGACCGUGUCUGACAACUUCUCCAACCAGCCACCAGCCGUUCACUCUCAAAUACCAUCGAAUCAUCGCAACCCCACGCGACCACCGACAACAUCCACCAUGGGCGCCCCUAAGAGCAACACGCUCACGCCGCGCGACCUCGAAGUCGCCGGAAAAGUCUGGCAGUGCUUCAAGACGGAGCCGCAGGUCGACUUCAUCAAGCUCGCCCACGUCGCCGGCUUCAAGAACCCGGCCUCCGCCUCCGCCUGCUGGAACCCGAUCAAAAAGAAACUCAUGAUGGCCGGCGGCGCCGGUGCCGGUGACGUCGCCGCGUCCGCCUCCACCCCUCCGUCCGGCUCUCGCAAGCGCAAGGCCCCCGCCGCCGCUGCCGCCAACAGCAACGAUGACGAUGACAACGAUGACGAUGACGAGGAGUCUCCGGCGCCGAAGAAGGUGGUGAAGAAGAAGGCGGCGGCGGUGGCGAAGAAGACGAAGGGGGCGGUGGUGAAGGACGGGAAGAAGGCUGCUCGUCGUGGUGCGAAGAAGGAGGUGGUGGAGGACGAUGACGAUGAGGAGAUGGGCGAUAAUAUCACGGUCAAGGUCGAGAACGAGGGCGCGGAGGAUGCGGACGAUGAGGAGGUCUUGGCUGAGUUGGACAUGUUUGAGAGUGCGAUGGGUGCGGCUCUGGGUGGGGAGGUGUAG